UGACAGAUUAAACAAUGAAACAAGACCACUAAUCUUAUCUGUUGUGUUCUGCUCUACACUCCAACCCUGCUUCCCACCGAUAACAUCUUCGGCAUUACAAAAUACACAAGCAUGCAUUCCUUAACAUGCACACCACUUUCUUCUUCUUCUUCUUCUCAUCACACCACUCUAAAGCCAAAUCUCAACCCUCUGCUAGGUUCAGAUGCAACUUCGAGGCCAUCUUCUUUACCCUUCAAAAGAAGAACCUGCUUUACUACCAGAGCCAUACUCUCUUCCACCAGAGAUGAUGUCUUGAAGCACUUCAACGAACGUAGAGCUCUCAAGAUUAUCUCAGGCUUGCAGAAUUUCAAUAAAGACAAUGUUGCAUCGGUGGUCACUGCUGCUGACAAGGGUGGAGCAACUCACGUGGAUAUAGCAUGUGACCCUGAGUUGGUAAAGCUAGCUAUUGGCUUAACUUCUUGUCCGGUUUGUGUUUCUUCUGUAGAUCCUGUAACAUUUCCAGCUGCAGUUGAAGCAGGAGCACUAAUGGUUGAGAUUGGAAACUAUGAUUCAUUCUAUGAGAAGGGAAUAAUUUUCACUCCUGAAAAGAUUCUUGGUCUUACAAAGGAGACAAGGAGAAUACUUCCAUCCAUAGUCUUGUCUGUCACUGUUCCUCACACUCUAAGCCUCCCUGAUCAGGUCAAGCUUGCAGAGUCAUUGGAACUAGUAGGUGUAGAUGUUAUUCAAACUGAAGGAGGAAAAUGUUCUAAUCCCACAAAAUCUGGUGUUAUGGGUUUGAUUGAAAAGGCAACACCAACUUUAGCAGCAGCAUAUUCCAUAUCACGAGCUGUUAAGAUCCCUGUCAUGUGUUCAUCAGGGCUAAGCGCUGUCACAGCACCUAUGGCUAUAACAGCUGGGGCAGCUGGUGUGGGUGUAGGGUCUGCAGUUAAUAGACUUAAUGAUGUGGUUGCAAUGAUUGCGGAGGUCAGAAGCAUUGCUAAUUCAUUGCAGACAUCAUUUCAGACAUCCACCAUUUAUGAAGUGGAAACUCAGAGACAGUAGUUUGUUUAGCAAGAAACAAAUGAAGGAUCUGUAGGUAGUGAAUAAAACAUGCAAAGAAAAUUUGGAUCCUUAUAGGUUCCAUUUUUCUUUGUCCUUUAUAUUUCGAACUUGUUCUCUAAUGAAAACUUGUUGGUCAGUUGAGUGGAACUAUGUAUUCUUCCUUGUUCUUUAAGAGGUUUUGCUUCCUAUAAAGAAGUUUGUAUUUUAAAUCA
Messenger RNA from Vigna angularis (adzuki bean), 1253 nucleotides. RefSeq lists its product as uncharacterized. Bases 112 to 1041 code for a protein of 309 amino acids. NCBI's taxonomy places the organism in Eukaryota, Viridiplantae, Streptophyta, Magnoliopsida, Fabales, Fabaceae. The record is from RefSeq and is a predicted model, not a curated record. The transcript has 9 exons.